Molecule: messenger RNA, 3027 nt
Organism: Nakaseomyces glabratus
Lineage: Eukaryota; Fungi; Ascomycota; Saccharomycetes; Saccharomycetales; Saccharomycetaceae
Gene: STE23
Product: metalloendopeptidase
Biological process (GO): peptide catabolic process
Cellular component (GO): cytosol; mitochondrion
Molecular function (GO): metal ion binding; metalloendopeptidase activity
Source: RefSeq, a predicted model, not a curated record
AUGCUAGUGGCACAAAGUACUCUAUACAGAAGCGUGUUGCCAUCCGGUGUUAGAAUAGCUCUACAGUUCAAAAAGCUUACCUCUUACUAUUACAAAAAAAAUUACACAACAGUUGCAAACAAAUCGACUAUGCCUUACAAAGACCUCAAAGUACAGUUCUUGAAACCUGACCUCGACGACAGACAGUACCGCUACAUCCAACUGCCCAACAACUUGAAGGCUUUGAUCAUCCAGGAUGCUACCACAGACAAAGCCGCCGCUGCCUUAGACGUCAACAUCGGUGCUUUCCAGGACCCUGAGAACUUGCCUGGCCUGGCUCACUUCUGUGAACACUUGCUGUUCAUGGGCUCUGAGAAGUUCCCUGACGAAAACGAGUACUCUAGCUACUUGAGCAAGCACGGUGGCUCCUCCAACGCGUACACAGGCUCGCAAAACACCAAUUACUUCUUCGAAGUCAACGCCGACCAUCUCCAUGGCGCCCUUGAUAGAUUCUCCGGCUUCUUCAGUUGCCCUUUGUUCAACCAAAACUCCACCGAUAAGGAGAUAAACGCGGUCGAUAGUGAGAACAAGAAGAACCUGCAGAAUGAUAUCUGGAGAAUGUACCAAUUGGAUAAAUCCUUGUCCAACCAAGACCACCCUUACCACAAGUUCUCGACCGGUAACCUCGAAACCUUGGGCGAUAAACCAAAGGCUGCCGGCUUGGAUAUAAGAGAAGAACUGCUCAAGUUUUACAACGAAAAUUACUCCGCUAACCUGAUGAAACUCUGUAUCCUAGGUAAAGAAGACCUGGACACACUUUCUGAAUGGGCCUGGGAACUUUUCAAAGACGUCAAGAACUCUGAUCGUGCCUUGCCUGUGUAUGACGCUCCUAUCUUGAAAGAAAAUGAUUUGAAGAAGAUCAUAAAAGUUAAGCCCGUCAAGGAUUUGAGAAAGCUAGAUAUCUCGUUUGUGGUACCAGACUAUGAAAAGAAAUGGGAAGCUAAGAUAUCCCACAUCUUUAGUCACUUAAUAGGACACGAAGGUAGCGGCUCCCUGUUGGCACACUUAAAGUCCCUUGGAUGGGCUAAUGAACUCGGCGCUGGAGGCCACACCGUUUCUGAUGGCAACGCCUUUUUCAACGUUGACAUCGAACUUACAAACGAGGGUUUGAAGCAUUACAAGGAUAUAGUGGUCUUGAUAUUUCAAUAUCUGGAAAUGUUGAAGACUUCUCUACCUCAGGAAUGGAUUUUCAAAGAACUCCAAGACAUCUCAAAUGCCACUUUCAAGUUUAAACAAAAGGGUAGUGCUUCACAAACUGUGUCCGGUCUUGCGAAACAACUUGAAAAGGACUAUUACUUCCCAGUGGAAAAUAUAUUAGCCACUAACUUACUAGUCAAGUAUGAACCAGAGCUGAUUAAACAUUUCAUGAAAUCAUUCACACCUGAGAAUUCUCGUAUUACAUUUAUCUCUAGAUCUAUCGUGGCCGAUUCGAAGGAACAGUGGUACGGUACCGAGUAUAGCGUAGAAGAUUAUAGUCCUGAAUUCCUAAAAUCAAUAGAAAACCCUGGUUUGAAUCCAAACUUAAGCGUACCAAGACCUAACGAGUUCAUUGCAACAAACUUUGAUGUCGAGAAAUUCGAUGUAAAGGAACCACUGAAUGAACCUCUUCUAUUGAAAGAUGAUGAUGUGAGCAAGCUUUGGUACAAGAAGGACGAUAGGUUUUGGCAACCAAGAGGUUAUAUUUAUGUAACACUAAAGCUACCAAACACACAUUCCAGUAUCAUCUCCAGUAUGCUAACCACAUUAUAUGUUCAAAUGGUUAAUGAUGCACUCAAGGACCUACAAUAUGAUGCAGCUUGUGCAAAUAUCAAUCUAUCAUUUGUAAAGACCAACCAAGGUCUUGACAUCACAAUUUCUGGAUUCAAUGAAAAGCUACUAAUUUUGUUGAAGAGAUUUGUUGAAGGUGUCCAAGGCUUUGAACCAAAGAAGGAAAGGUUUGAGGUAUUCAAGGACAAGACUGUUCACCACCUAAAGAAUCAAAUGAUGGAAGUGCCAUACAGCCAAAUUUCUGGACUUUACAAUAGCGUUGUUAAUGAAAGAACAUGGCCUACCAAAGAAAAGCUCGAAGUUGCUGAAAAGUUAAAGUUUGAGCAGCUAGACAACUUUGUCAGAGCUAUAUAUGAUGGUAUGUACUAUGAAUCAUUUGUUCAUGGCAACCUGGAGUCCAAAGAAGCGAGGGAGGUAGAUUCACUUGUUUCGACAUUCCUAAAGAAAGACGAUAUCAAGAAUAUCGAUGUUCAAAGCAAUAGAUUGAGAUCUUACAUUAUUCCCAAGGGCAAAUCAUAUGCGUAUGAAACUGACCUUUAUGAUGAAAAUAAUGUCAAUUCCUGUAUACAGCAUGUUGUUCAAUUGGAUGUCUACAACGAGAAGCUAUCUGCGCUAAGUGGAUUAUUUGCACAAAUGCUCCAUGAACCAUGUUUUGAUAUUUUGAGAACUAAGGAACAAUUAGGCUACGUUGUUUUCAGCUCUAGUUUGAACAACCAUGGUACUGCUAACAUUAGAAUUCUUGUUCAGUCAGAACAUACCACACCAUACCUGGAAUGGCGUAUUGAUGAGUUUUACAAGACAUUUGGGGAGAAAUUAAGAAAUAUGGACGAGGAAGACUUCAACAAACAUAAAGAAGCUCUAUGUAAAACGUUGUUGCAAAAGUUCAAGAACAUGAAAGAAGAGAGUUUGAGAUAUGUAGCUGCCAUUUAUCUAGGCGACUACAAUUAUCUACAUCGUCAAAAGAAAGCCGAUAUGGUUAAAGAUUUAACUAAGGAAGACAUGAUUGCAUUCUUUGAGAACUACAUCGAAAGUGACGAUGCAACCAAACUAGUAAUCCACUUGAAGUCUAAAAAGGCUACCGAAAAGGACGAAUCCCAACUUGACACCACCAAGUAUCCAUCAGGUGAAAAGAUAGAAGAUGUCGGUCAAUUCAGGUCACAACUAUACUUGGCACCUCUACGCCAACCAACCAAGAAAUUUGAAAUUCAUGAAGAAUUGUGA